ACCUUGGUUACCAUGGAGCGCUCCCACGUAUAACUGGCUGAGAUCAGGCGGUCUUUCGAGGUGCCAACACUGCUUCUUCGCUCCUUCAUUAGUGUCCUAUCUCAUUAUAUUCGGACCUUUCACCUGUAUCUCUACAACGAUGGGUGAACUAGAAAAAACGCCGUCUAUCCCUCUUUCUGAGGAGAAGACAAACCCCGAAACCUCUGUUACCGCCAUAUCCGAGUACGAUGAAUACCUCGGCCUUUGUGAGAUCAUGACAGAAGACAAGAUGAAGAAAUUGGUCCGAAAGAUCGAUAUCUAUGUGCUUCCACAGCUUAUCGUCUUGUAUCUCAUGUCCUACAUUGACCGCACCAAUGUCGGAAAUGCAAAGUUGUUUGGCGCAUUGCAAGAUAUGGGCCUCUCCGGACAGGACUGGAACACAGCUCUAUCAGUCUUCUUCGUCACCUACGCUCUGGGAGCUGUACCAUCGAAUAUCAUGCUGCAAAAGUUUGGUCCUCGCAUUUGGUUGCCAACCAUCAUGCUGGCCGUCUCCAUUAUUCUCAUUUGCUGCUCUUUACAAAGUACGAUGGCUGGCUGGACCAUCUUCCGUGUGCUCCUCGGCCUAGUGGAGGCUGGUGUUUUCCCUGGGUGCUCUGCAGUCCUUACAACCUGGUAUUCGCCACAUGAAGUCCACACCCGCAUGACUAUCUUUUAUAUGGGUGCCUCGGCUGCCGGUGCCUUCUCUGGUCUAUUAGCGUACGCUAUAGGGCAGCUCGAUGGCACUUGGGGCUAUAGAGGAUGGCGCUGGAUUUUCUGCCUCGAGGGUGCCUUUACUGCACUGCUAUCCAUUGCCGCCUUCUGGAUCAUUCAUGAUACACCAUCGAAGGUAUCCUGGCUGACGUCAGAAGAGAAACGAUUCGUGCUCCUUAGGCAUAAGUUUGCUGCUGGUGGCGAGUCUGGAAUUGCAGAGAAAGAGGAGUUCUCCUGGGCUGCUGUUAGCCAGUCGUUUCACGUGUAUGCGUGCGUCGUUAUGGAAUUCACUCUCUGUGUCGUUGUCUAUGGUGUUUCCUUUGUCUUACCAACAAUCAUCAAGAAUCUCGGAUACUCGGCAGCGACUGCACAAGCCAUGACUGCCCCACCCUACAUCUUCGCCUGCCUCGUCACUGUCUUCUCCGGCUGGGCAGCAGAUCGCUACAAGCAACGAAUGCUCUCCGUACUCUUACCUAACCUCCUCGCUAUGAUCGGCUUCGUUAUCAUCAUCGUCAGCGUACGAUAUAAAGAGCUUCCAGGUGUAACACUGUUCGGCAUCUUCUUCGCCAUCGGUGGUCUAUAUCCCAUCUCACCAGCAGUGACUGCGUGGACGGCACUGAACCUCGCCGGCACGAUGAAGCGCUCUGUUGGAAUCGGCGCUAUGAUAGCAUUCUCGCAGCUUGGCGGUAUCGUUGGCUCGAAUAUCUAUAUCAGCACUCAGUCACCGCGCUACCCUGUUGGUUUCGGAGUCAGUAUAUCGAUGCUGGGACUGUGUGGCAUCAUUUGGCCUGCUUGCUAUUUCUUCAUACUCAAGAGAAUUAAUGCGACUCGUGCAAAGAUCUCGACUGAGGAGGUACGGGCAAAGUACACCGAUGCGGAGUUGGCGGAGAUGGGUGAUGAGAGUCCUCUGUUUAGGUACUCGACUUAAGUGGGAGGAGCCAUAAUUGUACAUCAACUAGUCUAGCCGGCUGUCUGUAAUAUUGCCCAAUAACUAGGGUGAUGUGUGGAGUUGAAACCCUUCAAAAUCACAUCUCAGGAAUAUAGAAAGGAAGACAUGCC
Cucurbitaria berberidis CBS 394.84 is the source of this 1788-nucleotide messenger RNA. Its product is annotated as MFS general substrate transporter. NCBI's taxonomy places the organism in Eukaryota, Fungi, Ascomycota, Dothideomycetes, Pleosporales, Cucurbitariaceae. Bases 140 to 1657 code for a protein of 505 amino acids. Gene Ontology annotation, biological process: transmembrane transport. Gene Ontology annotation, molecular function: transmembrane transporter activity. The record is from RefSeq and is a predicted model, not a curated record. The transcript has 6 exons. Gene Ontology annotation, cellular component: membrane.